This is a messenger RNA of Ilyonectria robusta, 615 nucleotides long. RefSeq lists its product as uncharacterized. Lineage: Eukaryota; Fungi; Ascomycota; Sordariomycetes; Hypocreales; Nectriaceae. The transcript has a single exon. The record is from RefSeq and is a predicted model, not a curated record. Bases 126 to 443 code for a protein of 105 amino acids.
AUUUGAUCGUAAUCACCUGGUCUACGGGUCUCCCCCGGAUGGCAUGAAGAUGAAGAUGAGGGAUCAGGAGCUUAGGAAACGACAGGUGCUCACACGGAAUCCGUACAUGUCACAUAAUACCAAGAAUGGCCAUGGCAAUGGAUCAGUACGUAGAUAAUGCAGUAGUAGGAAUAGCUUCCCAGCCCGCGGACACACAGCCUUCGGCUGAGGCUACCCCAUGCACCCCAUCGCCGCUCCAAUGUGCAUGGGGUGACGUAGUAUUUUAUAUUAUAUGCAGGAGCAGCUCUGUGUGUAUCAUCUUGGGAGAAAAGUGGGGCUAUCCAAAUUUCCAAAUCAAAUCAAAUUGGAGGCUAGAUCUGGAACGGCCGACCAGGGUAAAUGGACGGACCGACAAGUCAAUGAGGGCAUGGCCCACCAGAAAGGAAGGAAGCUCAGCAGUGUGAGUUUAAGGGAACAAGGUGAUCCAAGGGAAAAAUCGGUGUAUAUAGACCCUCCCCAAUUUCCUUCAUCAUGUAUCUACACUCCUUAGCUAUCCACGAUCAUUUAUUUGCAUCUCCUUGAGAUCAUCACCAACGUGAUGCCUACACUCAGGAUAACGCCCCAAUAAACCCCAGA